AUGCUCAUCUCGCUUUUGUGCUUGGCAACUGCACGAUGGCCAGAGGUGUGUGUGCUCGAGGAGCGGGAGCCGGUCCUUCUGGCGGGUGCUGUCCUUAACUCGUGUGCAUGUGGGAAAGAGCCCACUAUUCAGGCCGAGGAAAACGUCUUUAAAUGCAAUGAAUGUGGGAAGGUUUUUAGCAAGAAGCGCCUCCUUGCUGGGCAUGAGAGGACUCACUCUGGAGUGAAGCCCUACGAGUGCACGGAGUGUGGGAAAACCUUUAGUAAGAGCACUUACCUCCUUCAGCACCACCUGGUCCACACGGGGGAGAAGCCCUAUAAGUGUGCGGAGUGCGGGAAGGCCUUCAACCGCAAGUCGCACCUCACACAGCACCAGCGCAUUCACAGUGGCGAGAAGCCUUACCGGUGCGACGAGUGUGGAAAGGCCUUCACCCACCGCUCCACUUUUGUCUUGCACGAGAGAAGCCACACUGGAGAGAAGCCCUUUGAGUGCAAAGAGUGUGGGAAAGCUUUCCGAGACAGGCCAGGCUUCAUCCGACACUAUACCAUCCACAGUGGCGAGAACCCCUACGAGUGCUUCGAGUGCGGCAAGGUCUUCAAGCACAGGUCCCAUCUCAUGUGGCACCAGCAGACUCACACCGGGGAGAAGCCCUACGAGUGCGGUGAGUGUGGGAAGGUGUUCUGCGAGAGCGCGGCCCUCAUUCACCACUCUGUCAUCCACACAGGAGAGAAGCCCUUUGAGUGUCCCGAGUGUGGGAAGGCCUUCAACCACAGAUCGUACCUCAAGAGGCACCAGCGCAUCCACACCGGGGAGAAGCCCUACGUGUGCGCCGACUGCGGGCGGGCCUUCACCCACUGCUCCACGUUCAUCUUGCACAAGCGGGCCCACUCGGGGGAAAAGCCUUUCGACUGCAGAGAGUGCGGGAAAGCCUUUAGCAACCGCGCGGACCUCAUCCGACACUUCAGCAUCCACUCCGGGGAGAAGCCCUUUGAGUGCUCUGAGUGCGGGAAGGCCUUCAGCCGCAGGUCGGGCCUCACCAGGCACCAGCGCAUCCACAGUGGGGAGAAGCCCUUCCAGUGUCUCGAGUGCGGGAAGACCUUCUGCUGGAGCACCAACCUGAUUCGCCAUUCUAUCACCCACUCUGGAGAGAAGCCCUACGAGUGCAUCGAGUGCGGGAAGGGCUUCGGCCGCGGCUCCUCCCUCACCCAGCACCAAAGGGUCCAUCCUGAGAACCCUGUCAGUGUGGCAGGUGUGGGAAGGCCCUUCACACGUGGCCGCUCCUCAGUCACCCUUCGGGAACUCCUUUUGGGGAAAGACUUUUUGAAGAUAAAUACUGAGAACAGCCUUUUGUCAGAGAAAGCUCUUCAACCUCUGCUGACUGCACUUACCAAAGAGAAACCCCACCGGUAUCUUCACUGUGAGGAGACUAUCACAGAUCACGACCUUUUAUAAAAUUAAGAGACUUAGCAAGAUAACGACCUAGAAGCAGCUUU
Erinaceus europaeus (western European hedgehog) is the source of this 1493-nucleotide messenger RNA. Its product is annotated as zinc finger protein 805-like. The record is from RefSeq and is a predicted model, not a curated record. The transcript has 2 exons. The coding region runs from base 1 to 1452 and encodes 483 amino acids. Gene Ontology annotation, biological process: regulation of transcription by RNA polymerase II. Gene Ontology annotation, molecular function: RNA polymerase II cis-regulatory region sequence-specific DNA binding; DNA-binding transcription factor activity, RNA polymerase II-specific. NCBI's taxonomy places the organism in Eukaryota, Metazoa, Chordata, Mammalia, Eulipotyphla, Erinaceidae.